AUGGGCAUGGCGGUCCGUGUGCCACCUCUCAGCCUGUGGCCCCUCAGGAGGAGACAUUGCCGGACCCCGGGCGUGCGGGGGCUGGGCAACCUCUCGGACCUCCUGGACAAACUCCAGGAAAGCCAUCGGCAGGAUGUCUUCCUCUACACCUCCGGACACCUGAACCCCAGCAAGCUCUACAGGCCCCCCGAGACGAUCUUGCACCACUGGCGCAACGCCAGCAGGCCGAAGCCGGAGAGAGCCCCGCGAGUGGGGGACCCGGCUGGUCAGAGGGUCGCCAAGAUGAAGGACGCCCUGGCCGACUUCACCAUCGGCACGGCGCUGCGUCCCCGGGACUCCGGGAGCACCCAGCUGUUCCGGUACCUGAACCCGGCGGCCAGCGCUUCCCGCACGUCGGAGGAGGACGUCCUUCCCCAGCUGAGACGGGGGCCCGAGGGCCCUCUGCCCAGGAGGGAAGAGCUCCGGUGGCCGGAGCUGACGGUGCUGAAACGCAGGCCCGUGCACUCCAGCCGCCAGUGCGCGCGGUGGCCCCCGGGCCCCGACCAGUACCGCCGCGUCCGCUCCCACCUGGGCGGCGUCACCAAAGCCGACAAGUACAGGACGUUCCUGUGUUUCCAGAGAGAAGUGCUUGGGACGCAGGACCUCCUGGAGAAUGACUUCACGGGGGCCAAGGCCGCCGCACGCCACCAGCGGAAGCUGGAGCAGGAGCUCCAGAAAGUGUGUGUGUGCGACCCCCGCGAGCUCAGCAGGCUGCAGGUCUUCAGCCAGAUCUUCGGAGACAUUUGCAACAGCUCUUUGAUAUUUGGCGAUAUCCUGAAAGAAAUUAAGGAUGAAUACGAGUUCUACAUGGCCAUCCUCCUGAACUCCCAGCCCACGGAGCAGUACAAGACUUUGCUGGCUCACGUCACUGGGCUGGAGAGGAGCUCCGUGAAGACAGCCGACGUCCAGCAGGCCCGGGAGGAGCUGAGGGCGCUCGUGAAGGCCACCCGAGCAGCCCUGGAGCACAAUGACAGACUCAGAGGUGACUUGGAGGAGGAGCAGGAGCUGCUGCGGUGUGCGCAGGAGAAGUCAGAAUCAUCUGAGAAAUGUGUAAAGGAGGAGAACCUUACUCUUACUGACAAUAUUGAAAGGAAGAGGUGUGAAAUACUGAUAAAAUUGGAUGAAAUUCAAGCUCUUGAAAGAGAAAUUAAAACAGCUUUGGUUCAUACUGGAAUUUUACGUAUCACUGAGAACAGCAUUACAAGUAUAGAGACUGAAGCUUUAAAAUUGGAAAGAGAUAAUACUAUUUUAAAGAGAAAAAUAAAUAAUAUUGAAAAGCAGGUGAAGCAGUUCAUGGGGAAGAGUAAGAUGAGCGGGGAGGAGCGGCGGCUUCACCGGCCCCUGACCUGGACAGGCCUCUCCCCUCCUUCCCUGGCUGUCACCGGUGCGUCAUCCGCCUGGGUGGCCCUCGGCGGCUCCUCCUCUCAGGCCCUGUUCACCGUGGACCUGGAGCGGCCUCCUCAGCACGGCCUGGAGAACCCUACUGACUUCUUUGAACGUUGGCACCGUUGCUGGUGUUCCUCGCGCCUGGGGAAGCGCAGCACCCUGUCCCCUGUCCGCUCGCACGAGGUGCCCUGCUCACAGCGCACAGAGACCUUCCGCAGCUGGGCCCGUGCCAGCCGCCAGGCGCAGUGCGCGCUCGUGCGGAAGACUCCGCGGCGCCCCCUCCUUCCACACAGGGCCUUCACCGUGUCCCCCUACCUGCACAUCAAGGGUUUCAGCCGAGCUCUUCAACCUUCUGGUCAAGGACCAGGAAGGCCCCAGAGACACCAACACGGGGACUGCAGAGGGCUGGCACCACAGGACUGGUGGUGUGGCGGGCAGUCAGACAAGCAGACCUGUCCAGCUGUGAGGUGUGACGUGGGUGAUGUUACCAAACCUGAGACCUUCAUGCAGCAGGCUGAACCCAGUAGCCGUGUGCAAAUCAAGGUGUUCAUUGUGUCCCCAUUGGCGUGA
This is a messenger RNA of Molossus molossus (Pallas's mastiff bat), 1995 nucleotides long. RefSeq names its product chromosome unknown C6orf118 homolog (gene CUNH6orf118). The coding region runs from base 1 to 1995 and encodes 664 amino acids. The transcript is spliced from 12 exons. NCBI's taxonomy places the organism in Eukaryota, Metazoa, Chordata, Mammalia, Chiroptera, Molossidae. The record is from RefSeq and is a predicted model, not a curated record.